Molecule: messenger RNA, 1614 nt
Organism: Colletes gigas
Lineage: Eukaryota; Metazoa; Arthropoda; Insecta; Hymenoptera; Colletidae
Gene: Rad17
Product: cell cycle checkpoint protein RAD17
Exons: 11
Coding region: 149-1537 (462 amino acids)
Biological process (GO): DNA repair; mitotic DNA replication checkpoint signaling; DNA damage checkpoint signaling
Molecular function (GO): chromatin binding
Source: RefSeq, a predicted model, not a curated record
AUUCGUAUUAACAAGUGCAUGAUACAUUCAUAAUUUACAAAAUCGUUUAAACACAAUCACAGUAUUUACCUAUAGGUUCAACUUAUUACCAUACAAAAAUUAUACAUGAUAUGUUUUUUACGAAUUAAAAAUUUAUACGAUUCACAGUAUGGCUCAUUCAAAGAGAAACAGCAGUUGGCUGACACCAUCAUUCGAUUCACCACCUAAAUCUGUUAAGAAAUCAUUGUCAACCAAACAUUCUCUCUCGCAAACAAUGGGAAGCAGUAUACCCAAUAUUUCAAGUACCUAUGACAUAGUUCCUAGGAAGAAAAGUAUAAGUAGUCUGUCCACUUUGCUAGAAGCUUGCGACCCACGAAAGCCUUCUGAAUUAGUGGUCAGUAAACAAAAACAGAAAGAUAUCUCAGGAUGGUUACAAUUUAAAGUUCAGAAGGGUCGACCUAGUGCAUUAAUUUUGUCUGGUCCAUCCGGCUGUGGGAAGACAGCAGCAAUGAGACUACUUGCCAAGGAGAACGGAUUUAAUGUUACAGAGUGGAUCACUCCAAUCGAUCAAGCCAUGGAUGAAAAUAACAGGGUGAUGCGUCAAGGAGAUAGAUUCGAGGACUUUUUAAUCAGAGUAACUCGUUAUAAUUCAAUUUUGGGUAACAACCCCAAACGUCUUCUUCUUGUAAAGGAUUUCCCAAAUGUUUACCUCGAAGAUAAAAGUAGCUUCUUUUCACUGUUGGAAAAAUACUUUGAAAUGGGAAAAGAACCUAUAGUGUUUGUAUGCUCAGAAUCGGGAAAUUCAAAAUUGCUGCAAACACUGUUUCCUGUUGAUGUAAGAGAAAAGUUUAAUAUAGACCUGAUCAACAUAAAUUCUGUUACACAAACUGCAAUGAAGAAUGCGUUAAAACGAAUAAGUGAUACUUUAAAUACAAUUGCUGGGCACAUGAUGCACGUUUCUCAAAAUAAAAUAGAUGAAAUAUUAUCCAACAGUGUAGGAGAUAUUAGAAAUGUUGUCUUAAAUCUUAUUUUCAUUUCACUGAAAGUGCCUGAGAAACAACUUGAAAAUAAAUGUACUUCUCGAGAAGAGAAUGUAGGGCUUCUACAUGGCGUUGGUCGAGUAAUAAAUCCAAAAAGAAUUCAAAGCGGAAAUUCGUGGAAAUUUGUUCACGAUCCUGAUGACAUAGCAGCUUAUUUUCAAUCGCAAGCGACAAUAUUUCUAAAGUUUAUUCAGGAGAAUUAUUUAAAUACUAUAGGAGGGAUAGAGGAAGCGAACGUCGCUGCAAACAUUUUAAGUUUAGCGGACGUUUUAAAUACCGAAUGGCGUGACUCGAAUCUGACUAAAGUCACAUUAUCUUUCGUCACUCGAGGUCUGAUGGUGGCGAAUGAAAAGCCAGUGUCCGGAUGGAAUCCCGUGAGAAAACCACAGAACGAUCGAAUUGACAUGCGAAGGUGUCUGGCAGUCGCUGAAGUUCGAUGGUACGAGUCUAUAAUUAAUUCAAAGCCAAAACAGGCGGAGGAAUUGCUCAAUGUUGAUAUAGAAUCAAUUAUUGAGUGACGUUCAUGGAAACUGAGGUUAUAAAGGAAGAAGAACGAAAAAGGCAUUUGAAAAACACUGAACCGACGAUAGAGCGA